UUCUCAAGAGGAAGAGAGAGGAAGAGAAAGAGAGCAGCCGUUCAUUUACGGCACACUGGAUUCAAGUAGCACUCGCCCCUGGCAGCUGAAGAUGAUGUUACUAUGGAAACAGUUUUUGCUGCUAUCAAUCAUGGAAUAUCUUGCAGAGUGUGUGGAUUAUAAGUCUUUCAAUGGGCCGAAAUGGCGAAUGGAGCCCAGCGAUCUGACAGUGGGCUCACUGGAGGAAGAGGCUACAUUGACCUGUGACGCAAAGGGCAUUCCUCCCCCUCAGUACAGGUGGUCUCUGAAUGGCACAUUGAUUAAUCUCAGUAGCGAUUCCCGUCGGUGGCUAUCGGGAGGAAAUUUGGUCAUUAGGAGUCUGGACCGCGCCCAGGAUGGAGGAAUAUACCAGUGUACUGCAUUCAACCCACCGGUAGCAAUUCUUAGCAGAAGAGCGAGCCUCCAGUUUGCAUACUUAAAUUUAAAAACUCAAACGAGAAGUGCUGUCUCCGUGCGAGAAGGCCAGGGGGUAGUUUUACUUUGUGGUACACCAUCAUAUGCAGGAGAUCUCUCAUUUGCAUGGGUCUUUAAUGAGUACCCUUACUUUGUUCAGCAAGACAAUCGUCGCUUUGUCUCUCAGGAGACGGGAAACCUUUACAUCGCCAAAGUCGAGCCCUCAGAUGUGGGUAACUACACGUGCGUGGUGGUAAACCGCAUCACUAAAGGCAAAGUCCUCAGCUCCCCGACCCCUCUGGUACUACGAACUGAUGGCGUAAUGGGUGAAUAUGAGCCAAAAAUAGAGGUUCAUUUCUCUGACAUGGUUCCAGCCGCAAAGGGAUCAGUUGUGACACUGGAGUGUUUUGCUUUGGGGAACCCAGUUCCGGAGAUAACGUGGAGGAGAGCCAAUGGAGUGCCGUUUCCCAGCAAGGUGAAGAUGAAGAACUCAAACGUAGUUCUGGAGAUUCCCAGUUUCCAGCAGGAGGACGCCGGAGGCUAUGAAUGUGUAGCAGAGAACAAGAUGGGAAAGAACAUGGUGCAAGGACGACUCUCUUUCCAUGCGAAGCCUCAGUGGGUUCAGACGAUGCGAGACAGCGCUUUGUCAAUUGAAGAGAGGUUGUUUUGGGAGUGUAAGGCCAAUGGAAAGCCCAAGCCUUCAUACAGCUGGCUGAAGAAUGGAGAACUACUGGCAGCCGAGGACAGGAUCCAGAUAGAGAAUGGAGCUCUGACAAUCGGCUCCGUAAACCUUUCAGAUGCUGGCAUGUAUCAGUGUGUUGCUGAGAACAAACACGGAAUCAUUUAUUUCGGUGCCGAAUUGGUGGUUUUAGCCUCGCCCCCAGACUUUUCCAGAAGCCCUCUCAGAGCUCUGCUUAAAGCCAAGACGGGCAGCACAGUCACCAUGGAGUGCAGGCCGCAGGCCUUUCCCACAGCCAUCAGCACGUGGAGGAAAGGAAAUGAACCAGUGCAGAGCACAGACAGGAUAACUUUACUCCCUGAUGGAACACUUAGAAUAACAAAUGUGACCAAGAUGGACGGGGGAAACUACGCUUGCUUGGCUAGAAACCAGUUUGGUGUGGCCAGCACUACAGGAAGACUAUUAGUCACAGAUCCCACACAGAUCACCCAGGGUCCAGUUGACAUGGAGAUCAUUGUUGGGGAGAGCAUCGUACUCCCCUGCCAGAUCUCCUGUGACCCCGCUCUGGAUGUUUCAUUCUCCUGGGCCUUCAAUGGGCAGCUCCUCAAUAAACUGGACCAACAUUAUGAGCAUGUGGGUGGGAGUACAUCUGGAGAUUUGAUGAUACGGAAUAUACAGCUGAAACACGCCGGGAAAUAUGUCUGUGUGGUCGACACGGAUGUCGAGAGUUUAUCAGCUGUGGCUAUUUUAAUCGUGAAAGGUCCCCCAGGAGCUCCAGAUGGUGUAACAGUGGAGGAGAUCACAGACAGCACGGCUCAGCUUUCUUGGAGACCCGGCCAGGAUAACGGCAGCCCCAUCACAAGCUAUAUCAUUCAGGCCAAGACAGCUUUCACAGUGGGCUGGCAAGCGGUGAACACGGUCCCGGAGGUGAUUGAUGGGAACACCUUGACGGCAACGGUGGUGGAUCUGAACGCAUGGGUGGAGUUUGAGUUCAGAGUGCUGGCGAGAAACAGCGUCGGCGUGGGGGAACCGAGUCCCGCUUCUCUUAAAACAAGAACCGAAGAUGCAGUUCCUGACACGGCCCCCUCCGAUGUCGGAGGUGGGGGUGGCUCCAAGUCAGAGCUAGUAAUAACAUGGGAGCCUGUGCCUGAAGACCUGCAAAACGGAGAUGGUUUCGGCUACAUCAUCGCUUUCCGGCCGUUGGGGGAGGUCAACUGGACGCACGCCGUCAGCUCCAUACCAUCCCAGUCCCGUUACGUUUACCGGAACGAGAGCAUCCCGCCCUUUUCUCCAUUUGGCGUCAAAGUGGGAGCCUACAACACCAAAGGCCAGGGACCGUUCAGCCCUGUUACCAUUGUGUUCUCGGCUGAGAAUGAGCCCAGUGGCAUUCCAGAUGGCAUGUGGGCCAGAAGCAUUUCUGCCACUGAAAUUGAAGUGAUCUGGCACAUUCUCAGCGCUUCCCCAGAAAGAGUGUUGGGCUACGAGGUGGUGUACUGGGAGGAUGACACAAAACCAGAGACCAUGGGCAAAGUCAGAGUGUCUGCCAAUCAGAACAAGGUUAACAUCAGCGGACUGAGAGAGUACACUCAGUAUUUCCUGACAGUGAGCGCUUUCAACACGGCGGGAACUGGCCCUCUGUCUCCCACCAUCAAUGUGACCACAAAGAAGUCCCCACCCGGGCAGCCACCUUUGAACGUGGAGUGGAAUCUGAUUGGCUCUAAGCUGACUGUUCAUUGGGAGCCUGUCAUUUCUCUGGAGAUGGAGUCAGAUGUUACUGGUUAUCAGGUGUCUUACAGAAGGAACCGGCACGAAGAAAUGAACACAAUAACAACAAAUCUGACCUCCGUGGAGCUCACGCUACCUGGAGAUGAUGAUUACAUCAUUCAGAUACGAGCGCUGAGUGACGGAGGAGAAGGGAUGCCAACUGAACCCAUCAACAUACAUAAACUUAGUAUGAGUGUACGAGGGUCCAGAGCCUGGCGACCCAACCCCAUCUCCGUCUCCUUGCUUUCUAUCAUUGCGUUAUCCACACUGCGACUGGCUUUGUGUUAACAGUCUGAAGGAUCGAACGUCCUCUGAACGGUUUGAUUGCCCACAGUCUUCCUCGCUGUGGAAUCGCUGGAGAUAUGCACUGAAACACUUUUGAAGAGAGAUUUUCGACCUAUCUCUCGAAGCAUAACGGGAAAACGUCAGCAUCACAAUGGUUGGAUUUUGUGUCCAUGUGUUAUGUACUGUGUAUCAUUGUGUCCUUGCCAGUGAUCCGAGACCCUAACAAGGUUUCAACCGAGGGUUUUUGAAGCGUACCAGUGUACGAGGAGGGAUGAGUCAUGUUGCUGCACUAAGAUUUCAUCUUCUUAUUCAUCCCUCAGAACAAAUGCCUUACUUCCAUGUAAAUGCCAAAGUAGUUAACAUCAUUGGCUUCUAAGCUACUGUUUGUCAAACUUGUGAUUGUUUUGUAAUUAUCACAUCAUUAAUUGAAGGAUAAGUUCACCCAAAAAUCAUUUACACACCCUCAUAUUGUUGUCAUGUGACUUUCAUUUUUCUGUGGGACACAAAGAAGCAAUUUUAAAGAAUGUUCCCAUGCAAUUACAGUGAAUGGAGACAGAGGUAAUAGUAAAAGUAAUAGUUCAAUCAAAAAAUUUAGUGAAAAUGUACUUAUCCUCAGGUCAUAAGAUACAGAUGAGCUUGUUUCUUCAUCAGAACAGAUUUGGAGAAAUGUAACAUUUACAUCCCUUACUCAUCAGUGGAUGCUCUGCAGUGAAUGGGUGCCGUCAGAAUGAGAGUCCAAACAGCUGAUAAAAACAUCACAAUAAUCCACACUCCAUCUUGAAAAGUGAAAAAACACUUAUUUGUAAGAAACAAAUCCAUCAUUAAAGCAUUUUAACUUUUUCAGUAUGGCUUCUGGCCAAAAUAUGAGUCUAUAAUCUAUAAAACUGUUUCCUACAGUGAAAAAGUCCAUCCCCUGUUGUCCUCUAACAUCAAACUCCACUAAAAUAUUUAUUUAGAACUGUUUUUAGCUUUUAAAUGGUGCAUAUUUCUCUCCUGAUUCAGACUAGAAUACAUUCUCACUGCAGUAAAUAAUAUUAGAGGACCUGGAAGUAUUAAAGUAAAAAUAAAAUCUUGCAGAUGGAUUUGUUUGUUACAAAUACUCAUAUUUUCUAUUCACAUGACAUUGAUGGACUGGAGUAGUGUGGAUUACCUCUGACGGCACCCAUUUACUGCAGAGGAUCCAUUGGUGAGCAAGUGAUGUACUGCUAAAUUUAUCUAAAUCUGUUCAGACGAAGAAACAAAAUCAAUCCACAUCUUGGAUUGCCAGACGGUGAGUACAUGUUCAGCAAAUGACAUUUUUACUAUUCCUUUAAGCUUUAUUGAGGCCGUGAAAGCACCAUAAAAAUGUCAUAAAAGUGGUGCAUACAACUUGUAUUCUAUGUCAACUCUUACAAAUUCAUCUGAGAAUUUUGUGUGAGAAGCAAGCUGAAUUUUUAGUUAUUCACUAAUAAUCUUCUCCUCCGUGGAACUGUGACUGAACUGAGUCCAAACUGAGUUGUGGAUGAUUCGUAUUCUUCAAAACGUAACAUUUAUUUGUUCCAGAGAAAAAAGAGAGGCAUUUGGAACAACAUGAGGGGGAGUAAAUAAUGAAAGAAAGAAAGCAAUUUUGAGUGUGAAUGAUCCCUUUAAGCUGCUUUUUGCUAUACUUGUGAUUGUUUUGAGAUCGCAUCAUUAAUUAACAUUUAGCCUUUGCUUAUUAGUUCAGUUAUUGGUUCAAGAGUUGUCUCUGUGCCUUAUCUAUGUUUUAGCACACGCAAGGCUUGCAUUUGUUUGCUCCAUGCACCAUGUUGCAGCUACAAGCAUCUAGUAUUCAUGAUUGUCGAAGUGCUACAUUCACAGGUUUUGAGACAACGAGACUAGGUGAGGUUAUGGGUAAAUUUGUCUACAGUUACAACGAUAAAGUAAUGAUAUCAUAUGAUAGUAACAUAAGGGAGCUCUUUAGACUUUUAUGGAUAUGCUAGAGAUGUUCUUAGCUCAAAAUUUGCAUUUAAGACUUUAAUGCAGUCAUAAUAAUUUGGUUUAAAAAAGAAGUGACGUUUUUGGCGAUCAAAAAUAGUGAUAGGUGGGUGAAAAUGUAAUUUUGAGAUGAGCAACCACUUAUUACAGUAUUGCAAUAUAUUUUAGAUUUUCUUUCCUCACUAACAAAAAUUCUGGAGCGCUAAAGCCAAAUUUUUAUAAAUAAUUUUUUUUUAUAAAUAUCCCUUUAUUAUCCCUUGUGAAAAAGAAAUGUGCUUAGUUGGAUUACAUGUGCACUAUUUAUUUGUAUUUAUUUGUAGUGUAGUGCACUUAAAAGUGUAUUUUUAAAAAGUACUUGCAGAUAUAUAAUAAUGAAAAAGGCCACUUUAGUGUAUUUGUAAAAUUACAUUUUCAUUUUCAUGACUGUCUCUUAUGACUUCACAGUCUGUAAUAAUGCCAAAUUAAAAUUUUUAGUUUUUCACUAACCACGCAUAACAUUUUUUUUUUCUCAAAAACACAAUCAUGUACAUACAUGCUGCUCACAUAUUAUUAUAGCCCAGUUUGUGCUGAUUACAGUGAGAUUAGACUUUAGCCAUUUAGAUGUGUAUAAGAAACUGAAAAAAAGCACAAAUGUCAGGGCAUGACAAAACUUCUCCAGGCCCCAAAAAUACCCGUAGACUCCAGAGGGUUAACUAUAAAUUACAUUUUGAAUCAUUGUUUUAAUAAUAUUUUGUCAUUCUUUAAAGAAGUACACUUAUCUUGAUGGGUUGACAUAUAUGCACAUGUAAAGUACUUGAUUAUAACUGUAGAGUGUUGAGAUUACAUUUAAAGUUAAUAGAUUUAUAGCGGAUUGCAGCAUUGCAAAUGUGUAAUUGCAUACAAUUAAAUACACAACAAACACGUUACAGUAGAACUGACAUUAUAGCAUUUUUGUGUUUACCAUGAAUACAUAUCAGUACAUUCAGCAAUACUCUUCAACCAUAUUUCAUAAGACAAUACAAGUGAUUAUAAAAUUUACAUUAAAGUAUAUUAUUUCCAUGGCAAGUCGCCUUUUUAAAAGGAUACUUAAGUGUACCUCUUUUACACAAGGGAUGGCUCAAGUAUUAUACUUUUUUAUCUUGUCAAUUUUUUCUUUUAAUAUAUUUUGAGAUUUCUGUUUUGGAAAACAAGUGAAAAUGAUACCAUUUUCAGUGAGGCUGAUAGGACAGGUUUAAUGUAUUAACAAUCUAUUAAGCACUACAGCAUACACUCAAGAUUUAAGUUGUUUUUAUAUAUAACAACAAAUUAGAAUCAGCUUUUGCUACUUUCUUUGCCCUCGGCUUAUCUGCACACUGUUAUAUCUUAUAGCAUAUUCAGUCUGCUGCCGUUGUGUCUUCACACAGCAGAGUACGCAAACAGCCAUUGCUUUUAGUACAGAUAGUACAGAUAUCAGCUCAUCCGUAGUUAUUAUUCAUUUUAAAAGCGUGGCAGCACUAGAUACUUCACACAUCUGUUGCAUCUUAAACCAGAUAUGCUGAAUGGUUGCUAUUCUUCUGGCCAUAUACUGUAAAUUGUGACUUGUUCUUGUGUGACUGCUAAAAGUUCUGGUACUUUAUGUAUUCUAAGCUUGUUUAGCAGACCUCAGAUAAAUAGUUAGUGUUUUAUUUGUCACUUUCUCACUGUGCUGGACUGCGGUGCAGAUUCUAGGCCACUCACCAGAUGUUCCUCAGGGCCUUUAUCAGCUGAAUCAGAUGUGUUUUGGAAAGUUUGGGGGGAAAAAUUGCUUACACAGUAGCACUCAAAUUGCUUUGGACUCUUUCAGUCCUGGUAAUUAAAGGAAUAGUUAACCCAAAAUAAAUAAAUAAAAUAGCUGUUUGUGAAAUUUACUCAGCCUCAGGCCAUCUGAGACGUAGAUGAGUUUGUUUCUUCAUCAGAACAGAUUCAGAGAAAAGAGCAUCAAAUCAGUUGUUCAUCAAUUGAUCCUCUGCGGUGAAUGGGUGCCGGCAGAAUGAGAGUCCAAAAAGCUAAUGAAAACAUCACAAUAAUCCACUCUCCAGUACAUCAGUUAAUGUAUUGUGGAGGGAAAAGAUGCAUGCAAGAAAUGAAUCCAUCAAUAAGGCAUUUUAACUUGGCCAAAAUACCAAUCCAUAAUUCUUAUUACUUGUAGAUUAUUAUGAUGUUUUCCUCAGAUGCUUGAAUAAUGACGGCACCCUUUCACUGAUGUAAUACUAAAUUUGAUGAAGAAACAAGGGUGACCUGAUGGUGAGUACAUUUUCAGCAAAUAAAAUAAUUCCUUUAAUUAUCAUGCUCAUACCAAAACACACGUGGCCUAAAACGUUGCUGCUGGAAGAUAUAAACACAAGAACGAUGAGAAAUUGAGAGUGAUGAUCUGAAAGCACAUGAUUUGACUGAUCCUUACCGUGAUGUAGAAGCCAUUAAACCACGCUAAUAAAUUACAGUGCACUCUGCAGGGGCUUUUGACCAAAUCUACAAGGGAAUAAUGAUUAUUAGGAGAGCCGAAGACAAGAUGGAUGUGAGAUGAGCAGCAUGAUGAGCUGUAUCAGGACUGUCCAGACUGGAGCAGCUCUACUUUUCGUUCUUUUGUUUCUCCUCACGAAAGGGACGUGGCCACCUUUCUGUGUCAUUGCAGGAUGACCGCACUCAAAGGGCCUCUGUGUGACUCUCACUUCUGCACAUUUGAGGAGACUCCAGGGUGUUGUUCGAGGCCGCCCGCACACUAAGCCUUCGUUUCGUAAGGUCAAAUAGGAAGCAGUCGCUCUCUGUGUGAGAAAAGUCGCAUUGUCCCUACAGACUUGCCGUACGAUAUAGAUGUCACGUCAAAGCUCUUGAAUGUUUUUGUGUCCGGGAUGAAGGCUGCUGCAUGAUUUUGAUUUAACCUUUGAUAAUGGCUGCUGAUAUUUAGGUGCCUGUUGGGACUUGUGUAUUUAGUUCUGGAUUGUCAGCCCAUUUUGUGAAUAUUAUUCAGAUUUACUCCGGAGUUGCUUCAGAGUACUUCAUCUGAGAUCCUUAAGUGCUUAUUAUAAAUGAGAAAAAACAAAAACAAACAAAAAAAAUCAUUGUUUUAUGUGAUUGCUUCUGAAAAGGGUAAAAAAAAAAAAAAAAAGUGUUUUGUAUUUUGUAAGUAUUGUUAUGUUGUUUCAGUUUUAUGACAUCAAACUUGUAAUGGCUUUUUUGUUAAAGGUCAAGUGUUGUCCUUUAAAAGUAAAGUAAAUUGAUUAUGGCUGUCACAGACUGAUUCGUGGAAAGAUUAUGUAGUGAAAUGCAAGAUUUUGGUCCUCUUUGGUUGAAAUGUCGACGAGAUCAAGAUUAACUUGAGUUUCCGUGUGUUAGAUUCAAAUAGAUCCACCUUCUAUAUGAAUAUGUGUAACAACACUUGACCUAACGUUUUGAUAUUUCUAUAUUAAUACAUUGUUUAUUGAAAGCAUCUCUGUGAGAUGACAUACCCGCGAUAAAUACUGUUUUCAUAUUGAAAAGAACUGAACUGUGUAUAGUAAAGAAGUGCAUGUUGAUUGUUUAAUGUGUGUACAUUUUGUAAAGGAAAUUUAAUAAAACAACUUAUUGGAGAUUUACCUCCAUAA
Carassius gibelio (silver crucian carp) is the source of this 8694-nucleotide messenger RNA. Its product is annotated as contactin-3-like. The record is from RefSeq and is a predicted model, not a curated record. The transcript is spliced from 22 exons. Gene Ontology annotation, molecular function: cell-cell adhesion mediator activity. Gene Ontology annotation, biological process: cell-cell adhesion; brain development. NCBI's taxonomy places the organism in Eukaryota, Metazoa, Chordata, Actinopteri, Cypriniformes, Cyprinidae. The coding region runs from base 92 to 3163 and encodes 1023 amino acids.